Rhagoletis zephyria (snowberry fruit fly) is the source of this 525-nucleotide messenger RNA. NCBI's taxonomy places the organism in Eukaryota, Metazoa, Arthropoda, Insecta, Diptera, Tephritidae. The record is from RefSeq and is a predicted model, not a curated record.
GGCACCUACAUCGAGCGGCACAUUCAGUCCAAUCCCGACCUGUACGGCCCCUUUUGGAUCGCCCUCACGCUCGCCUUUACCGUCUCCAUCUGCGAUAACAUAGUCACCUACCUGAAUCAGUGGCGCGGCGAUGAGGCGGCGGCGGCGGCUUCCUUUGAGGCUAACCAGCACCUUCCGCUCUGCUCCACGGCUGUAAACGGCAGCACGACCGCGUCCUGUCGUACAGAACCUGCUCAUUUUGGUUCUGCCGCUGCCGUACAACUGCACCACAAUCCGCUCGCCUUCACCUUCGAGCACCUGCACCUCUCGAUGCUGAUCACCUUCAGCUACGUCACCCUUGCCCCGCUCCUCCUCUGGUCCUUCUGCCAGUGGCGCGCCUGCGGCAAGCUCUACUCCUUCCUCGAGUGCCUCUGCGCCUACGGCUACAGCCUCGCCGCCUUCAUCCCCGUCGCCGUCGCCAGCCUGCUCGACAUUCGCGAACUGCAGUUCAUCCUCUUCGCCUGCGCCGCCUUCAUGUCCGGCUCG